CGCGAGAAUGACGACGGGUGACGCCCGUGCGAGAUAAUGGCUUCUUCAAGACAAGGGUUUACCUCUGCCCUUCGUGGCGUCACCAGGACACUCAAUGGCAAGAGGCCGCCACCGCUCGAACAGCAAUUCUGGUCCCUACGGCUGAACGGCGGCUCGAGACGCCUGUCCACCGAGCCGGCCCCGGCCGAGACGAGCCUCUCCAUCACUGCCGCCGAAGAGAUCGACAUCAAACAACUGGCUAAGCGCUACCGGAUCGCCCAACAUGCCCGCGCGGUCCCCGUGUCCGCGUCGUAUUUUUCGCGUACGCCGACCUUCAACGACCGCUAUCUCGCCCUCGACAAGCUGGCCAGGACCUACAGCAAUCUUCCCGUGGUUCCACCGGCCGACGCGGAGCAGGUUGUUUGGAAGAGCCUGCCAGAUCUUAGGCGGUCGAUCGGCGAGCCGGUGAAGGCAACCGACUACGUCAACUGCCUCGCGAUCCUCAAGAGGUUGCAUCAAAUCCACCCCGACCUGAAACCGGAUAUCGUGAAGGAAGCGCUCGAGGACUUCAAGCGAGACGUGCAGGGGUUCCUCAAUCGCCCUGCUCCGAUACCCAUCGACAAGUUUGGGCGAGCGCUAGGAGUUGGCAAGCGCAAGUCUUCAACGGCUAGGGCAUUUGUUGUUGAGGGCGACGGCCAGGUUCUGGUCAACGGAAAGACGCUGGCGGAUUAUUUUGGCCGGGUGCAUGACAGGGAAAGCGCGGUUUGGGCUCUGCAUGCGACGGAUCGCAUUGACAAGUACAAUGUGUGGGCACGAGUUGAGGGGGGCGGCACCACCGGUCAGGCGGAAGCGCUCACCCUGGCGAUUGCGAAGGCUCUGAUAGCCCACGAGCCUGCUCUGAAGCCUGCGUUGAGGAAAGCCGGCUGUGUCACCCGCGACCCAAGGAGAGUGGAGAGGAAGAAGCAUGGGCGUGUCAAGGCCAGAAAGGGACCUACAUGGGUCAAGAGAUAGUUCUGGCCAAGCGGGCCGCUGUGCGCUUUUGGGUUUGCAUGGACCUGGUCUCCCUAGCAGGUCCCCCUAGAGAUGGUUACUGUCCAUGUUUUCCUUGUUGUCAGCACUGUUUCUGUAACAACCGAAUCACAAAUGAUUGUACAAUACAAGGCAUCGAGCUUGCU
This is a messenger RNA of Parathielavia appendiculata, 1154 nucleotides long. RefSeq lists its product as uncharacterized. The record is from RefSeq and is a predicted model, not a curated record. Gene Ontology annotation, cellular component: ribosome; mitochondrial small ribosomal subunit. NCBI's taxonomy places the organism in Eukaryota, Fungi, Ascomycota, Sordariomycetes, Sordariales, Chaetomiaceae. The transcript is spliced from 2 exons. Gene Ontology annotation, biological process: translation. Gene Ontology annotation, molecular function: RNA binding; structural constituent of ribosome. Bases 37 to 990 code for a protein of 317 amino acids.